GUCUCGAUAACAUUAAUUUGUCAUAUAAUGCUACGAAUGGCAGUGAUUUUGAAAUUGGAGUUACUAAAAUUGCAACCACAGCAGUGGACUGCUAUGGCAACCAGGAUGAAUGUGUCUUCCUUAUUAAUGUUGAAGACAAUGAAGCACCAGUGCUUGAAUGUCCCCCAAACCAAAACUUAACUGCAGAUUCUAACUGUAUGGCAACCACUACCUGGAUGCCACCGAAUGUCACAGACAACUCUGGGGAUACUUCCAUACCGGAAUGUGAUUAUGUAAAUGGAAGCACCUUUUCUGACUACAUUACAAUUGUAACCUGUAAUGCCACAGACAAUUAUGACAACACUGGAAAUUGUACCUUUACAAUUAAUAUCAUUGAUGAGACAGCCCCUAAUGUGACUUGCCCAGUUGACCUUGAGGUGUGCACUGACCUAGGAACAGAUUCAGUAGAUGCAACCUGGGAACCAGCCAAUGCAACUGACAACUGCUGUAGUGAUGUCAACAUAACUGCUAACUACACCAGUGGAGACCCUCUGAGCCUUGGUGUAUACACAGUAGGAUAUACAGCAACAGAUUGUAAUGGGAAUGUUGGUUACUGUCAAUUUACUGUUGAAGUUAAAGAUUGUGAGCCUCCGAAUCUUGAAUGUCCACCGAACCAAAAUGUAACAGGUGACGAGAACUGCUUGGCAAAUGUCACCUGGACAGCACCCAAUGUGACAGACAACUCUGGAGACUCUUUCACACCAGUAUGUGAUUAUAUAAGUGGAAGCAUAUUUGUUGAUGUCAGCACUGUUGUUACAUGUAAUGCCACUGACAAUUAUGAUAACACUGGCAAUUGUACAUUUACCAUUACUAUUUAUGAUGAUGAAGAUCCAGUCAUAAAUUGCCCAGCUGACAUAGAAGUUUGUGCUGAAACUGGUUCUAUGGCAGCAUCUGUCACUUGGGAACCAAUCAACGCAACUGACAACUGUUGUGACAAUGUAAACAUAACAUCAGAUUACACAUCAGGAGAUGAAUUUGAAAUUGGUGAAAAUGUAGUAACAUACAUAGCCACUGACUGUAGUGACAACUCCGCAUUAUGCAAUUUUACUAUUUUGAUUGCGAAGCACCUGUUUUGA
Anneissia japonica is the source of this 1115-nucleotide messenger RNA. RefSeq names its product hyalin-like. The transcript is spliced from 6 exons. Lineage: Eukaryota; Metazoa; Echinodermata; Crinoidea; Comatulida; Comatulidae. The record is from RefSeq and is a predicted model, not a curated record. Bases 198 to 1115 code for a protein of 305 amino acids.